UUGUUUUGUUGUUAAAUGAAAAAAAAGAUGAAAGUUUGUUUUUCAGUGGACUACGUUAGUUAAUAAUAAUUAAUACUACAGUUAUUUAAUAUGGAAUGCAAUGACAAUAUUAAGGAUUCUAGAAAUCACGAAAAAUUAACAUUAACAGGUAUUAAAGAUGAAGGAGAUUAUCUACUGGAAUAUAACAAUAUAGAAGUUAAAUCUGAAUUAGGUGAAAGCAGUUAUGGACAGGAAUCUGUGUUAGAUGGGUAUUGUUCAGAUUCAGAGGAUAUUAAAAUAAAAAACCAUGUAUUAGAAGAUGUCUCUAAUGAAAUUAAAGUUGAAAUAAAAAAAGAACUGGAGGAGUGUAGCAUUGGUGCUUCACAGGAUAUUACAAAGGAAGUUGCAGUUACCAAACCGUUAAAUUCUCCCAAAGUACAUUUGAAAACUGGCGAAACGCCAUAUGAAUGUGAAAUUUGUAGUGCUUCACAGGAUAUUACAAAGGAAGUUGCAGUUACCAAACCGUUAAAUUCUCCCAAAGUACAUUUGAAAACUGGCGAAACACCAUAUGAAUGUGAAAUUUGUAGUAAGCGUUGUACUCGUAUAAGUGAUUUAAAUACGCAUAAAAUAGUUCACUCUAAUGAAAAACCUUAUAAAUGUGAAAUUUGUAGUAAGCAGAUUACUACAAAAGGUAAUUUAAAGAUACACAUGAGAAUUCACACUGGUGAAACACCAUAUGAAUGUGAAAUUUGUAGUAAGCGUUUUACUCGUAUAAGUGAUUUAAAUACGCAUAAAAUAGUUCACUCUAGUGAAAAACCUUAUGAAUGUGAAAUUUGUAGUAAGCAGAUUACUACAAAAGGUAAUUUAAAGAUACACAUGAGAAUUCACACUGGUGAAAAACCUUAUGAAUGUGAAAUUUGUAGUAAGCGUUGUACUCGUAUAAGUGAUUUAAAUACGCAUAAAAUAGUUCACUCUAGUGAAAAACCUUAUAAAUGUGAAAUUUGUAGUAAGCAGAUUACUACAAGAAGUAAUUUAAAGAUACACAUGAGAAUUCACACUGGUGAAACACCAUAUGAAUGUGAAAUUUGUAGUAAGAGUUUUACGCGUAUAAGUGAUUUAAAUACGCAUAAAAUAGUUCACUCUAGUGAAAAACCUUAUGAAUGUGAAAUUUGUAGUAAGCAGAUUACUACAAAAGGUAAUUUAAAGAUACACAUGAGAAUUCACACUGGUGAAAAACCUUAUGAAUGUGAAAUUUGUAGUAAGCGUUGUACUCGUAUAAGUGAUUUAAAUAGCCAUAAAAUAAUUCACUCUAGUGAAAAACCUUAUAAAUGUGAAAUUUGUAGUAAGCAGAUUACUACAAAAGGUAAUUUAAAGAUACACAUGAGAAUUCACACUGGUGAAUCACCUUAUAAAUGUGAAAUUUGUAGUAAGCAGUUUACUCUUAAAAGAAAGUUAACGGCGCAUAUAAGAAUUCAUACUGGUGAAACACCUUAUAGAUGUGAAAUUUGUAAUAAUCUGUUUAUUACAAAAUGUAAUUUAAAGAUGCAUAUGAGAAUUCACACUGGUGAAACACCUUAUAAAUGUGAAAUUUGUAGUAAGCAGUUCGGUUUUCUAAGUGGUUUCAAUUAUCAUAUGAAAGUUCACACUGGUGAAAAAUCUUAUAAAUGUGAAAUUUGUAGUAAGCUGUUAACUUCAAAAGAUGGUUUAAAGAUACACAUAAGAACUCACACUGGUGAAAGGACUUAUAAAUGUGAAAUGUGUAAUAAGCUGUUUACUCAUAUAAGUAAUUUGAAUACUCAUAAAAGAGUUCACACUGGUGAAACACCUUAUAGAUGUGAAAUUUGUAAUAAUCUGUUUACUUUAAAAAGUAGUUUAAAGGUGCAUAUGAGAAUUCACACUGGUGAAAUGCCUUAUAAAUGUGAAAUUUGCUCUAAACAGUUUGCUCGGAAAAUUUCUCUAAAUACACAUAUGGCAGCUCAUACUGGUGAAAAACCUUAUAAAUGUGAAAUUUGUGGUAAGCAGUUUACUCUAAAGAGUAAUUUAAAGGUGCAUAUGAAAAUUCACAGUGGUGAAACACCUUAAUGUGAAAUUUAUGGUAAGCACUUUACUACAAAAUAUAGUUUAACUGCCUUACUAAUAAAACACUCGUAUUCUAAGGUUAUUCCGUGUAUUUAUAUCUAGAAUAGUUAUCCUAAGUAGAUAUAAUACGAAAAUAAUUUGUUACCAAUAAACUCUGUAUAAGUUAGUUAUAAGUAUUCCCACUUUAUUCCUAAAUUAUAGUUUGGCAACGGCGCAAUCUUCUGCACAAAUGCAUAAAACAACGAUAGAUUGGGUGAACUAUGUCAAUUUUGAUUUUUUUCUAUAACUGACAAACCAAAUUCCGUCAUUUCUUGAUGAACUACCCGCAGUUACUUCUCCCUUUAUGAAUCGUAUAAACUCAAAAGAAAUGUAGAUUUUCAUCAUCAAAUUUUAUUUCAUAAUUUUUUGAUGGGCCUUUGAAUUUUCUGCUAUAUUUUAAUAAAUCGUUAUUUCUUAUUUUAUAUGUUGAAUUUCGAGUAUUUCAUAAAAUGGCUUCAAUUAAAAAAAACGUUGCAUUUAAUGGGAAAGUGAAGAAACAGUAAACAAAUUGAUUUAUUUGACUUAUAAAUGCAAUAUAAAUGUUAAUUUCAGCAUAUUUUGAAGAAUAUGUGAGAUAUUUUCUACAUAUCAUAGAAAAUAAAGACCUUAUUUUUCUUGUAGAGUCGAGGAUAAGCUUUCUCCUCCUCGCUUGUUCACAAUAAGUCAAUCACCUUUUAAGUUUUCUAAAAACCUUACAUCAUGUUUAGGAAACCGGAUUUUUAUUCUGAAUUCCUUAUCAAUGUAUUUUGAAAAGGAAUUUAUGCUUUCUUUGAAAGUUUUCCUUUUCCUGUAUUUUCCAUCAUGUUAAUUAAAUUAUCAACUUCCUGGAUAGCCGCAAUACCUCUUAUUUUUUGAAGUUAUACUUCUUUAGGCGCGAUUGAGAGUUAAAUUUCAUAAUACUGCGCGCAUGCGUACACAAACAGUAGGGUCAGUCAGGGUAAUUGGAAACAAUAUUUGAAAUAUCAUGACAUCUAAGCAUUUGAAAUUUAUUUUAAAAUAUACUGUUUUAUAUUACAGUAAUCCCUCGUUAUCCGCGGACUCAUCAACCGCGGUUUCAUUUAUCCGCGGUUGAGAUAUCUGUUGAAUCAUUAAUGAGAAUGUUUUAUUAUUUUUACAUAUUUUUUAGAAUUUGACCAGUCGCGUUAAAUUACUCAUGAAACGCCACUGGCGCUUGUUCUUAGUAGUAAUACUAUGGCAAUUAGUUUAUAGUUUGGAAGGUUUAAAAUACCGGCGAAUGUAGACGCAGAUCUCAGCGUCUUCAUUUUUGUUGAUAUGAUAAUACUAUUUCACAGAUAAAUAUGCAAUUUCAUCAUAUUUCUUUCUAUGUACUACUAUACGUAUCCAAAUUGAGAUUAUAUGUCACAAUAUGACAUAAGAAUAUUAUUCUUCUUUGGAUCGUGGAUCCCUCGCCAACCACACCCUUCUCUUCGGAACGUAACCCCCGCGGUUGAAGAGGGAUUACUGUAUAAUAAAAUAAAAGCUUUUGGCUAUUAUAGGAUAAAUCUACAGUAGAAUAUCUUAAAAACUAGUACGAAAUAGUCACAAAAAAUAACAUAUUCAAAGUUUCCAUUUACCCCAGAAAUUUUAAGAAAAAAAAUAAAAAUGGGGUAAAAGUAAACAACAAUCUCAGGCUUUUAAACACGUAACAAUAUGGUCUUCAAUUUUGGCUGACCAUGCAGUAGGCACCCUAGUUCCAUCUUAUCAGUUGGUACGUUUCUACUCUUUAUGCAGUUGUAAAUAACGCAAUGUGGAAUACUGUAGUAAGCAGCAGCCUCCCUAUAUGUUAUUUUUUUUUUAUUUUAACAUCUGAUACCUCAUUUUUAAAUCAUUCAAAGGGUAUUUCGUUGGUUCUCUCUUCCGUAUGUACUUCCUCAACAUUUUAAAAAUGGCAAGACCUGUAACAACAUAAAAAAUUGAUUUCCAUUUACCUAACAUUGUUUCCAUUUACCCCUAACAAGUGUUUUCAUUUGCCCCAUACUCAAGAUUUAAGGGGGUAAUUGUGAUUGUGAACACUUACUGCACUGACUUCUUGUAGUAAAUAACAUUCAAAUUAACAUUGUAGGCAAUAUAAAUAUUCUUGUAGUAGCUAUAAAUUAUAUAAUCACUAUAAGUACCUAAUACAGGGUACAGAGAGAUAAAAUUUGUAAAAUAUUGGCACUGUUCUAAAUCGAUUUAUGAGUUUAAAAACAAUCAAAUUUAAAAUGCACAGAAUGGACAUUCACUUGGUUUGUAAACAAAUGAAUAACAUACCACACAAUAAGCAAACAUGGAAUUGUAAUUCUGUGUAUGUGAUAUUGUUGCAAUGUUUCAUUUCUAGCGGUAGGGAGUACUGUUUCCAAUUACCCUGACUGACCCUAUGGCGUUUAGUUGCUAAAUCUUUCUAGUUAUGUAUAAAUAUAUCAGUGCAAGAAAAGGUGUGAAAAGAAUAUAUUAGUGUUUUUAGUAAAUAUAUUUAUUAUAAUUUUUGUGUCUUUGGAUUUGUCUUCCUCAGGAGUAAGAUGAGCAUUAUUAAAACAUUUUAUUGUAUAUUUAUUCACCUUGUCUGUUUGUUACCGUGAAUUGUCAUUAGGUUCGUCCGAACCGAUACAGACACAGUCCUCGUAGCGUAUUUGGUAUAGCAUUUGGCCAGAGAUCGAGAGGUCUUGAGUUCGAAUCCAGUGCAAUCCUAUACUUUUUUUUAUUUUUUUGAAAGCGGUAAGCACAAAAUUAUUUGGUGUUUAAAAAAAAUUAAAACAAACUGUUUAAAGUAUAUUUAUUUUUAAGAAAUGAUAUAAUAGAAGUAUAACUUCUUACGUGCGUACAAAGUACACACACAUUCUUUUUUUAUUAUUAUAUUAUACCUACUCUCAAAACAGAUAAAAAAAUACUAUAUUUGUGUCUCUCAUGACUUUCGACAGUCAUAAAAUAGGUUAUACCUGACUUAAACAAGGGUGUGGGUCGGUAUAAGGUUGGACUAAAUUCUUAUACAGAACGUAAAUCGUUCAGCUGGACAUAGGGAACAUACAUAGGUACAUGGUAUAUAUUUAGAUACAUAAAUACAUACAUUGUAUUAUAUUGAAAUAAUUGUGGCAACUCAGCUCUCUCGAUGAAACUAUGGUUGUUAGCAUUAAGGGGAAUUAACGUCAAAAUUGACAACUCAUUUCGACUGAUACAAAUAAACGGCAAAAUAUGACAAUGUAGUAGCUAAAUAGUUUUGGCCUAAGGAAAUGGGAAAACGGAUAUCGAGGGAAAACAAGUAGAAAGAGUGAAUAACUACAAAUAUCUGGGAACCUGGGUAAAUGAAAACAAUGACUAGGGUAGAGAAAUCAGGACACGCAUUAAAAUUGCAAGACAAGCAUUUAUAAAAAUGGAAAAGAUGUUUGUUAAACGAGACCUUCCUCUGGAGCUGAGGAUAAGAGCCUUAAGAUGCUGUGUUCUCGACUUUGUUGUAUAGAGUGGAAAGCUGGACACUAAAAGUAGAAAAUAUAAAGAAGUUGGAAGCCUUGAUGCUAUAGAAGGAUUUUGAAAAUACCAUGGAUCCAACUAGUUACAAAUGCAGAAGUGUUAAGAAGGCUGCAAAAGGAUUGCGAGGUGAUAAAGAACAUCAAAACGAGAAAGCUAGAAUAUUUAGGCCACAUUACCAGAGGUGCGAAAUAUGAGAUAUUAAGGCUCAUAAUGCAAGGUAAAAUAAAGGGUAAAAGAUCUAUAGGUAGAAGAAGAAUUUCCUGGCUGAGAAACUUAAGAGAGUGGUAUAGUUGCAGCUCAGUAGAUCUUUUCAGAGCAGCCGCCAAUAAGAUACGGAUAGCUGUGAUGAUAGCCAACCUCCGAUAGGAGAAGGAACUACAAGAAGAAGAAGAAUGGGAAAACUGUUUAGUUUUAAAAUUAGUUUUUAAAUAAAAAAUAUUUUAAAAAUUGAAGUAAAAUUAUUAACUCAUUAAUCAUAAACUUUGUUUUUGAUUUAUUUAUGGGCAGCCUUGCUUCAAAACUAUCUCAUUCUAUUUGUUCUAACAGCUCUUUUGCACCAAGAACUCGUACUCAACAGAAGCUUCAACUAACACAGGUUACCGCAGUUGCCACAAUUCUCUCAAGGUAUAUUCCCUAUGUCCAGCUGAACGAUUUACGUACUGUAUCAAGUAUAACCUAUACCUAAGUUAUUCCAUCUUUAUUGGUAGUGAUUUUGCCUAUACCUGAUUUAUUCUCAGUAUUACUUUUAUACUUGGUUUAUUAGUAACAGUGUAAAUGCGUUAAAUUGUCACAUGAAAGUUCACACUGGUGAAACACCUUAUAGAUGUGAAAUUUGUAAUAAUCUGUUUACUGCAAAAAUUAAUUUAAAGGUGCAUAUGAGAAUUCACACUAAUGAAAAACCUUAUAAAUGUGAAAUAUGCUUUAAAAAGUUUUCUCAAAAAGGCGAUUUAAAUAAACAUAUGGCAGUUCACACUGAUGAAAAAAAACUUUAUAAAUGUGAAAUUUGUAGUUAGCAGUUUAGUGAAAAGAAAACAUUUAAUAAACAAAUUAAGAGUUCACAGUGGUGGAAAACAUAAAUGUGAAAUUUGUAAUAAGCAGUUUACUCAUAUAAAUAGUUUAAAAUAGCACAUGGACAAUAUCGGAUGUAACGGUCAAAUAAAUCCUGUCAAAUAUGAAAAAAAUUAAAAACGUCUAUAUUUUACAAAGAAUUUCAAUAAAAUUUGUAUUAUAGCAUAAUGCGAACACAUUUCUAAUCAUAAAGAAACAGCUAACUUCAAAAGUGCAUACAAAACUUUAAAAAAAAGUUUUUGAUUUAUUUUAAACCUAUUUUUAUACAACGGACUUUUUCGGCUUUAACGGACACUCCGUCCCCCCAAUUAGUCCGUUACAUCGAGGUUUUACUGUAUAAUAUAUAAUAUUUAUGCAUUACCGUCGAAGGCCGAUAUGAUCAACCAAAAAAGAAUUAUCACCUAUUUGGUGACUGUCUUUUUAGUUUACUCCUGGCUUAAAGAGAAAAGCAUAAUAAUAAUAUACCUACUAUAAUAAUAUAUAAUACUUAGGUAUACCUAAUAAUAUAAUUAUUAUACUAAUUAAUCUGUUCCCAGUCUCAUAUUGUGUAUAUUUAUUACAAAUUAUUUGAUUAUUUUCU
Diabrotica virgifera virgifera (western corn rootworm) is the source of this 7189-nucleotide messenger RNA. Its product is annotated as zinc finger protein 227-like. Gene Ontology annotation, molecular function: RNA polymerase II cis-regulatory region sequence-specific DNA binding; DNA-binding transcription factor activity, RNA polymerase II-specific. Gene Ontology annotation, biological process: regulation of transcription by RNA polymerase II. The transcript is spliced from 4 exons. Bases 91 to 2061 code for a protein of 656 amino acids. The record is from RefSeq and is a predicted model, not a curated record. Lineage: Eukaryota; Metazoa; Arthropoda; Insecta; Coleoptera; Chrysomelidae.